AGGUGUUAGGACGGAUAUUCUGAAUGAAAAAAAUCAGGCUCCAAUCCACCUGGUGACAGAGCUCGAUAGAGUGACCGUUUUAGAGGUGAUGGGACGAUAUAAGGAAAAAAUCGACAUCGAACAAGGUGGGGAACACGGAAGAACGGCUCUUCACAUCGCUGCAAUUCACGAUCAUGAAAGAUGUGCAAGGACUCUGAUAUCUGAAUUUGGGGCUUCUCCGAAUAAACCAUGCAACAACGGUUAUUACCCGAUUCACGAAGCAGCAAAAAAUGCGUCUUCCAGGACUUUGGAAGUUUUUCUUCAGUGGGGAGAAUCUCGUGGAUGUAGCAGAGAAGAAAUGAUUUCAUUUUAUGAUUCAGAAGGCAAUGUUCCUCUCCAUUCAGCUGUUCAUGGAGGAGAUAUUAAAGCCGUUGAACUGUGUAUCAGGUCCGGUGCAAAAAUUUCUAUACAACAGCAAGAUCUGUCCACAGCAGUUCAUCUUGCAUGUGCCCAAGGGGCCAUUGACAUAGUGAAAUUGAUGUUCAACAUUCAACCAGAAGAAAAAGUGUCUAGUCUGCAGUCUUGUGACAUUCAGAAAAUGACGCCUCUCCACUGCGCAGCAAUGUUUGAUCAUCAUGAAAUCGUGGAAUAUCUAAUUCAGGAAGGAGCUGAUAUAAAUGCUAUGGACAAAGAGAAAAGGUCUCCAUUAUUGUUGGCCGCCUCAAGAGGUUGUUGGAGAACGGUUCACACAUUAAUUCGACUUGGGGCCAAUAUAAAUCUCAAAGAUGUCAGCAAAAGAAAUGUUCUUCAUCUGAUUGUGAUGAAUGGAGGUAGAUUAGAAGAAUUUGAAGCAGAGGUAAGGGCAAUAAUAAUGGUCAUAUACGGACGAUACAAUACUGUGAAACAACUCAUUGACUCCGAAAAAGGAACUUUCAUCAUAAAUGAAAGUGAUGGGGGUGGAUUGACACCUCUACAUAUAGCUUCACAACAGGGUCAUACAAAAGUAGUUAAAUUAUUGCUAGAUAGAGGAGCUUUGUUGCACAGGGACCAUAAUGGAAGAACUCCUUUACAUUUGGCGGCCAUGAAUGGUUAUACACAAACGAUUGAGUUGUUGCUUUCAGUACAUUCUCAUUUGCUAGAUCAAACUGAUAAAGACUUGAACACAUCACUGCAUCUAGCAACAACUGAAAAUAAAUCGAACACUAUUAGACUACUCCUCAAUCUGGGAUGUAAACUCCUUUAUAACCAAAUGGAGAUGAGUGCCAUAGACUACGCAAUUUAUUAUAAAUUUCCUGAAGCAGCCUUGGCGAUGGUAACACAUGAUAACAGAGCACAAGAAAUAAUGAUGCUCAAAUCUAACAAACAUCCUUGUAUUACUCUAGCGUUGAUUGGUGCAAUGCCUGAAGUUUUCGAAGCAGUACAAAAUAAAUGUAUAACAAAGGCAGAGUGCAAAAAGGACUCAAAAUCGUUUUAUAUAAAAUACAACUUUACAAUUUUGCAAGGUCCUGUUUCAUCCGACCAGGAAAAUGUUACUAAGCUCGCACCCCUACCAGCCCUUAACGCAAUGGUAACUCAUGGACGAGUAGAACUAUUAGCCCAUCCUCUAAGUCAAAAAUACUUACAAAUGAAAUGGAACUCCUAUGGAAAAUACUUUCAUAUGGCUAAUGUUUCAUUCUACUGUAUCUUUCUAACAUUUGUUACCUCCUUCUCAUCUCAGUUAAUGGAGCAUCAAAAUGGAAACUACUCGAUCAACAACACAAGUAUAAGCCAUGAACAAUAUGUUCAUCUCAGCAAGGAAAAUAUCCUAAUGGUCGAAAUUAAUCCAGUGAUGUACAUGAAUGGAUUGGGAAUAAUUACUUACAUUGGAAUGAACGUUUUCAGAGAACUGUUGCAAUUACAUGAUCAGAAACUUAUUUAUUUCACGAACCCCAUGAAUUUGCUUACCUGGUUAUUAUAUAUGUCUGCCCUGACAAUGGUGUUACCAAUAUUUAUGAGCACAAUGUGUGACCUUCAGUUUUCUUGCGCAUCGCUCACUAUUUUCAUGAGCUGGUUCAAUCUUCUACUAUUACUACAAAGAUUUGAUCAAGUUGGAAUAUAUGUAGUUAUGUUCCUGGAGAUACUGCAAACACUCAUCAAGGUUCUAAUGGUUUUUUCCAUUCUCAUAAUUGCAUUUGGUUUAGCGUUCUACAUUCUUCUUUCGAAA
Messenger RNA from Leptinotarsa decemlineata (Colorado potato beetle), 2182 nucleotides. It is a transcript of the gene TrpA1, whose product is annotated as Transient receptor potential cation channel A1. Gene Ontology annotation, molecular function: monoatomic ion channel activity; protein binding. Gene Ontology annotation, cellular component: membrane; transmembrane transporter complex. The record is from RefSeq and is a predicted model, not a curated record. Gene Ontology annotation, biological process: monoatomic ion transmembrane transport. NCBI's taxonomy places the organism in Eukaryota, Metazoa, Arthropoda, Insecta, Coleoptera, Chrysomelidae.